Messenger RNA from Fonsecaea erecta, 2484 nucleotides. RefSeq lists its product as hypothetical. The record is from RefSeq and is a predicted model, not a curated record. Bases 1 to 2484 code for a protein of 827 amino acids. NCBI's taxonomy places the organism in Eukaryota, Fungi, Ascomycota, Eurotiomycetes, Chaetothyriales, Herpotrichiellaceae. The transcript has 3 exons.
AUGCUCUGUGACGUCUGCGACAAGAUCCCCUUCGCAGACCUGCCUUCAGAAGAACAAGACGCGAUACCGCAUCACCCUAGUCUCGACGCGUUACAGGCAUCUUACCAGUCAUGUGAUAUAUGCACUCUCAUCUGGUGGGCGGCCGGCUGCUCCCUGGUCGAUGUCGGCGGGAUGGUGGCCUUCAGACCUGGCGUGAAGUACCCGUCCGGCCGCAAGAUCAUGACGCGAGAGACGGAGGGAAACUACAGCCCUCUGGCAGGGCUGCGAGCAUUGGAGAACGGCGCGUCCAUGUUUGACACCUCCGGUCCAGAACCCGACUUCCGUGAACCGGUGUUCGUGAAUCCCCGCGAGCGCUUUCCGAAAGACGACGAGAGCAGUCGCAAGAUCCGACCCUGGCUGUUUGGCAGCUGGUACAAGUCACCCUUCACGAACAAACCGCUCCAAUUGAUCGGGUUGGGCGUGAGGUUGGGGACCGGACCCAGUAUCGAGGAGGCCGUAGGGAAUAACGACAAGGAUGUCCGCAUAAGAGGGACGUUUAUAAGGAUACGCACAGACGAUGGUAUCUUUACCCUUUCCUUCAACGAGACCAGCUCCAUGCUAACCAUUCCCUCACAAGAUUCCGACCUGGCCAGAACGGUCCCCGGACGGCUUCGUACAAACGAUCAAGGGUCUGCGAUAGCAAUCCAGCGGAUCAAGAAUUGGUUGAAGGACUGCAACGAGGGCCACAUAUGCAAUCGAAGCCAUUCAUGUGCCGACACUCCAGCGUCUCCACCACUGCCGACUCGAAUUCUCGACGUCAACGGCCAAGGGAAUACCAUUCGCCUCGUCGAGACUGAUGGCCGGCGCGGACGCUACGUGGCCCUGAGCCAUUGCUGGGGCGUCUCGCACCGGAUCACCACGACAAAGAAGACAUAUGCAGACCAUUGCAAAGGUAUCCCGCUCGAGGAACUGCCGGCAACUUUUCAACAGGCUGUAACCAUUACUCGCGAGCUCGGGAUUCCCUAUUUGUGGAUUGAUUCUCUGUGCAUCAUUCAGGACGACGAUAGUGACUGGGAAAUGGAGGCGUCCAGAAUGGGCAUUGUCUACUUUGCUUCGUACCUGACACUGUCCGCCAUGGGCUCCGCAGAUGAUUCCUCGGGCUGCUACCGUGAUGCGUCGAAACCAAUCGAAGUAAGCUCCUCGAGGCCGUGGAUCUCAACUGACACCCUAUCCACCGGACGACGAUGUAUACCUCUUGUCGCACCUCUGCUAGUAGACUACGCAGGCGAAGGUGUUACCUGCAGGACAUUUACGAGCCUGUUCGGCAUGCGUGGUAAUCGGAAGUCUCGAGUGUACCUCACGGGGGAGUGGAUGCCAUCAUCUUUGAAACAGAGUCCAAGGAUAUACGUUGUCGGAAGCUUUGGGGCAUCAGUGCAGCCAUUGAAGCACGAACCACUGAACAAGCGUGGCUGGACACUUCAAGAGCGACUGCUUUCCCCCCGGACAUUGCACUUUGGAACCGAGGAGCUGUACUGGGAAUGUGAGCAGUAUGUGCUGGCCGAAGACGGAGCACUCUUGCAAAGAGAGUUUCCGACGUUGUCGAAGGUCGUCAAGUCAAGACCAGGCUCGAAUUUUCCCGCAAAGGGCUCCGACUCCAAAACCCACGACGAGGAGCACAAGCAUCAGAACUCGUGGCCCAACAUAUGGUUAAGUCUCAUCGAGGAAUACACUUCUCGGGACUUGACCCGAGAUCAAGACAAGCUGCCUGCCCUGUCAGGUAUUGCCAGCACCGUAGGGGGCCUGACGAAAGACGAUUACCUCGCCGGUCUCUGGCGCAACGACCUCCUUCAAAACCUCUCCUGGUCCGUAGAAACAUUUGAGCCGACUCACCAGUGCGAUGACCCGGAGCACGACGCGGCAAUGCCUCCCGCCACCAAGUCAGAGGUGAAGUAUCCGUCGAAAUACCGUGCACCGUCCUGGUCAUGGGCGAGUUUAGACGGAAAGGUAACCUUCCAGCCACUGGACCAUAAGAAUUUGAAGGCUCGGUGUAUCUGUGCGCAUGUCGAUAUCGCGGGCAGAGAUCAGUAUGGCAGAGUCAAGCAGGGAUGGAUCACGCUCGAGGCGCCGCUGUACCUCCUCCAAGCCCUCGUACCGGAUGCAAAAUACCACAAACUCCACCCGUUCUCGACCGAGGUGGGUUUCUUCGUCGCUGGCGACAUGGGCAAAGCAGCACUGUAUGGCCGGGGCUCCGUGACCUUCGACGACCAGCCGUAUUUCCCCAGCUUUGCCCUUAUGCUCGAUAAUGAGAAUGGCCUAGUCCUCAGGGCCAAGCAGCCUUGGGAGUUUGUCAGGAUUGGAACCGUCCGGUUCUGGUCCAUGCGGAGAGGUGUAGAUGGCGAUGACAGUAGUAACAUUGUGGAUGUUAAUGAGUCCAGAUACUCGGCGGCUGAAAGUACUGCGCUGUCGGUAGCUAAAGGGACGGCGCAGAAGACCACCAUCUACUGA